This is a messenger RNA of Symbiodinium natans, 864 nucleotides long. The record is from the annotation of a GenBank genome assembly. Lineage: Eukaryota; Dinophyceae; Suessiales; Symbiodiniaceae.
AUGGUAGCUGACGAUGCCAGAACGGUGCUUCUAGAAGAUGAGUUGGUGCAGCGGGUGCUGUCAGAUGGCCAGGCCGGCAUUCGCCGUUGCAACUCAGUGCAAAUAUUUUCGCUGUUUGAGGAUGCGGACGAUGUGACUGUUCAGUUCGACUUCUCAGUUCAGGAAUGCCCAACCAUGAACGGAAUGUUGACCUUGGUAUCAGUGACCACGUUCCUGGCUGGCUUCGUGGCGGCCGAUUUCAGUGGAUUCAGUGGAAAGGAUUGGCAGGAGUGCCACUGGAUGUGCGAGUUCCUGUAUGUGUGCAUGCUGGCUUAUGCUGAAGGCUCAUGCCUCUACAUUGCUAUUUGCGGUACUAUGGCAUGUGCAACGCAUCUGCGCGCUGCCAACCAGAUCGCAACUGGCAAAUGGCAAAACAUGUGCCUCGCUGCUGUUGAGCCCGUGACCCGAAAUCUAAAGAGUCUGAAAGGCAGGCGGAUGAAGACCAUCAAGGCUGCGUUAAGCGCCGUCAUGCGCAGUGAUGCGGACUUCGUGAGUAACCUCCGAUCCGCAGGCCUCAUAGCCGAUGGCGAAGAGAUUGAGGCUGAGGUUGACUUGCGCCAACUGCCGGGCUCGGCGGGCUUUCUGGUGACCCCCCGUGAUCCCGUCCGCAUCAUGGGCACCAGCUUCGGCUUCCGAUACCUGAAGGACCUAAGCUUUCCGAUGUCCAUCGUGUGCUACCUCGUGGCCCAGACGAUGAAGGCUCUGAAGGGGGAGCCACCCCACAUUGUGGCCAGUGUGGCUCUGAUUGUCGGCUUCUGGCUCGUGAGAAUCGGCUUCGAUCUGCGUUACAUGUACCAAAAGAUUUAUGACAAGGUCUAUGACUGA